Orycteropus afer afer is the source of this 1131-nucleotide messenger RNA. It is a transcript of the gene CHST14, whose product is annotated as carbohydrate sulfotransferase 14. The coding region runs from base 1 to 1131 and encodes 376 amino acids. Lineage: Eukaryota; Metazoa; Chordata; Mammalia; Tubulidentata; Orycteropodidae. The record is from RefSeq and is a predicted model, not a curated record. Gene Ontology annotation, molecular function: sulfotransferase activity. Gene Ontology annotation, biological process: dermatan sulfate proteoglycan metabolic process; carbohydrate biosynthetic process. Gene Ontology annotation, cellular component: membrane. The transcript has a single exon.
AUGUUCCCCCGCCCGCUGACCCCGCUGGCGGCCUCAAAUGGCGCUGAGCCCCUGGGCCGGGCGCUGAGGCGGGCCGCACUCGGCAGGGCUCGGGCCGGGCUUGGGGGGCCGCCCCUGCUACUGCCGUCCAUGCUGAUGUUCGCGGUGAUCGUGGCCUCUAGCGGGCUGCUGCUCAUGAUCGAGCGGGGCAUCCUGGCCGAGAUGAAGCCCCUUCCCCUGCACCCUCCCAGCCGCGAUGGCACGGCCUGGCGCGGGACGAUCCCCGAGUCUGGGGGGCUGACCGUGGGCGUCGGGGACUCGGACUUGCAAGUGCGGCAGGAUGUCCGGAACCGCACCUUGCGGGCGGUGUGUGGACAGCCGGGCAUGCCCCGGGACCCCUGGGACCUGCCAGUGGGGCAGCGGCGCACCCUGCUGCGCCACAUCCUCGUGAGUGACCGCUACCGCUUCCUCUACUGCUACGUCCCCAAGGUGGCCUGCUCCAACUGGAAGCGGGUGUUGAAGGUGCUGGCGGGUGUCCUAGACAGUGUGGACGUCCGCCUCAAGAUGGACCACCGCAGUGACCUGGUGUUCCUGGCAGACCUAAGGCCUGAGGAGAUCCGUUACCGUCUUCAGCACUACUUCAAGUUCCUGUUUGUGCGGGACCCCUUGGAACGCCUCCUCUCUGCUUACCGCAAUAAAUUUGGUGAGAUCAGAGAGUACCAACAGCGCUAUGGGGCUGAAAUUGUGAAGCGUUACAGGGCUGGAGCUGGGCCUAGCCCUGCAGGAGACGAUGUCACUUUCCCAGAGUUCCUGCGAUACCUGGUGGAUGAAGACCCUGAGCGCAUGAACGAGCACUGGAUGCCCGUGUACCACCUGUGCCAGCCUUGUGCAGUGCGCUACGAUUUUGUGGGCUCUUAUGAAAGGCUGGAGGCUGAUGCCAACCAGGUGCUGGAGUGGGUGCGGGCACCACCCCAUAUCCGAUUCCCCACCCGCCAGGCCUGGUACCGGCCAGCCAGCCCUGAGAGCCUGCACUACCAUUUGUGCAGUGCCCCACGAGCUCUGCUGCAGGACGUGCUGCCUAAGUAUAUCCUGGACUUCUCUCUCUUUGCCUACCCACUGCCCAAUAUCACCAGGGAGGCGUGUCACCAGUGA